Molecule: messenger RNA, 762 nt
Organism: Aspergillus clavatus NRRL 1
Lineage: Eukaryota; Fungi; Ascomycota; Eurotiomycetes; Eurotiales; Aspergillaceae
Product: SDR family oxidoreductase
Exons: 4
Coding region: 1-762 (253 amino acids)
Cellular component (GO): intracellular anatomical structure
Molecular function (GO): oxidoreductase activity, acting on NAD(P)H, oxygen as acceptor
Source: RefSeq, a predicted model, not a curated record
AUGUCAAGCAAAACCAUCAUUGUCACUGGGGCUUCAAGAGGCAUCGGACUCGCAAUCGCAAAGUACCUCCUUACUGCCCCUCAGUCGCAUAAUGUCGUCGUGAUAGCCCGCAGCGUUGAGCCUCUUCAGAAGCUCAAGGAGCAGUACAAUAAGCAAGUCGAGGUGCUCAAUGGCGAUUUGGCAGAUUUUUCUCUUGGCCAGAAGGCAGUCGACCUCGCCAUUAAGUCCUUCGGCCGUCUCGAUGGCAUGGUCCUCAACCACGGAAUCCUCGGACAGGUCGGCAAGGUUGCCGAAGCAGACGUCGAACAGUGGAAGCAAGGAUUUGACGUGAACUUUUUCAGCUUGGUUGCUUUUGUCAAAGCUGGUCUGCCAGCCCUACGCGAGUCCAAGGGAAAGAUUGUCCUGACUUCGUCGGGAGCGUCGGUGUCCGCCUACAGAGGUUGGGGUCUAUAUGGAGCAACAAAAGCCGCCAUGAACCAUCUGGCUUUGACUCUGGGCGAAGAGGAACCCGAAGUGACAACUGUGUCGAUCAGACCCGGCAUGGUUGACACUGAGAUGCAACGGGCGCUGAGAGAAGACCAUGCUACGACAUUGGAGCCCCAAAUGCACUCCAAGUUCACCACUGUCCACAAAGAGGGCAAGCUUCUGAAGCCCGAACAGCCCGGACAUGUGAUGGCUAAACUUGUGCUGGACGCCCCAGCUUCGCUAAGUGGAAAGUUUAUUUCGUGGAAUGAUCAAGCUCUGGAAGCUUUCCAAGCAUAG